Molecule: messenger RNA, 1008 nt
Organism: Humulus lupulus (European hop)
Lineage: Eukaryota; Viridiplantae; Streptophyta; Magnoliopsida; Rosales; Cannabaceae
Product: non-specific lipid transfer protein GPI-anchored 20
Exons: 4
Coding region: 101-748 (215 amino acids)
Source: RefSeq, a predicted model, not a curated record
UUCUUUCAAACACUAUCUCUUGAGUCUUAAAGCACCAAAAACAUACUCACUAUCUCAUCCUUCUGAACUCAAAAACACAACAAAAUCGAACCAGAUUCACAUGGAGUCUCUAGUCCAUCUUCCCCGCUUACUAGUGGCAGCACUGGCAAUCGUUGCGGUCUUGAUUACACCAGCAUUCGGCCAAAUCAGCACGCCCUGCAGUGCUUCAAUGAUCGCUAGCUUCACACCCUGCAUGAACUUUGUGACCAAUAGCAGCUCCAGUGGCACUUCCCCAACCUCAGACUGCUGCAACGCCUUGAAAAACUUCACCAGCUCAGGCAUGGAAUGCUUGUGCCUCAUUAUUACCGGAAGCGUUCCUUUCCAAGUCCCCAUCAACCGUUCUGUCGCCAUAUCCCUCCCCCGGGCAUGUAACAUGGCCGGUGUCCCUGUCCAAUGCAAAGCAAGCGGUGGCCCGAUUCCUGCUCCAGCUCCAGGUUCGUUUGGCCCAGCUCUAUCUCCUGGUGCUUCACCAUCCGCUAGCCUUAGUCCUACAGGCUCUUCAGUUGGACCAUUUUCGCCGGCGCUGUCACCAGAAUCCGACACAACACCGUUGUUAACUCCUCCAACUACAACUGGUGGGUCUGAAGCUCCAACAGCAACUACUGGAAGCCGUUCUGUUCUGCCUCCAUCAGCUGCCACUCCUUCAUAUAGUGUCUCCUCCUCUGUUUUGUUAUUUGCCAUGGGAUGUCUAGUGAUGAAGUUGUACUAGAUUGUUACAAUCUUCAUCAUAUGUUGUCAAUUAUUUCCAUCUAUUGUAUUUGGAGAUUCUUUUGGGGUUUAGAUUAUUAUUUAUUGGGCUAUUUCACACCAUUGAGAGUCAUAUUGUUCAUGAAUAUACAACUACAUUGGUUGUAAUCAAAUUUUAGUUUCAUUUUGUAUGUGUGUUUUAUUAAUUUGUUUGGCUACUUUAGAUAGUUGAGUUAUAUUGGGUGAUUUUUGUAUAAAAUAAAUAUACAUUAUUUUUUUCAA